Xiphias gladius (swordfish) is the source of this 2952-nucleotide messenger RNA. It is a transcript of the gene dkk3a, whose product is annotated as dickkopf WNT signaling pathway inhibitor 3a. NCBI's taxonomy places the organism in Eukaryota, Metazoa, Chordata, Actinopteri, Istiophoriformes, Xiphiidae. Gene Ontology annotation, biological process: multicellular organism development; negative regulation of canonical Wnt signaling pathway. The transcript is spliced from 6 exons. Gene Ontology annotation, cellular component: extracellular region. Bases 225 to 968 code for a protein of 247 amino acids. The record is from RefSeq and is a predicted model, not a curated record. Gene Ontology annotation, molecular function: receptor antagonist activity; co-receptor binding.
ACAUGUUGAAAUGAACUGAUGUAAGUUUGUUUUCGUUACUUUUCUGUAAAUCUGCUGAGGCGGGAAAUUGACACGCGCGAGGGGACGACCCCGCAGGGGACGGAGACGUCUCAGCUGCGGUGACGCUGUUUGUGUUUGUCAGCAUCACCGCCACACCCUCCUCGGAGUUUAGCAGCAGCAGCAGCGGCAGCGGCAGCAGCAGAAGAAGAAGAAGAAGAAGCAGCAUGAUGCGGCUCGCCCUGCUAGUUUUGGCUCUCACGGCAGCCUGCAGCGGCAUCCUCCCUGAGAUAGUGGACUCGGGCGUCAGUCACAUCCUGGAGGAUAAUUCAGCCCAGCGACAGACGGAGCUGGACCGCACGUUUGUGGAAGUGGAGCAACUGCCAGCGGAUCCGCAGCAAAAGCCCGAGGAUGCGUCUCACCGAGAGACCAACAACAUUACCACCACAACUGUCCAGUCCAGUGACCAGGGAAACAGUAUUGAUCAUGGUUGCACCACUGAUGAGGACUGUGGGAAGGGAAGGUAUUGCCUUUAUGUCAUGCACAACUCCAAGUGUCUGCCUUGUAAAGCAAUCGAUGUUUCCUGUACUAAAGACGAGGAGUGCUGUGGUGAACAGCUGUGUGUAUGGGGCCAGUGCAGUCAAAAUGCAACAAAAGGAGAGGCUGGCAGCACCUGUCAGUACCAGACCGACUGCAGCCCAGACCUCUGCUGUGCUUUCCAUAAAGCCCUGCUCUUCGCUGUCUGCUCGGCCAAGCCCAUUGAGCGUGAGCGCUGCUUUGGUGCCUCCAACCACCUGAUAGAGCUGUUGUCCUGGGACAUUCAGGACGACGGACCCAGGAAACAUUGCCCCUGUGCAGGAGAUCUCCACUGCCAGCAUCUGGGGAGAGGCUCUAUGUGCCUUAAAGGAGAGGACUCAAGUGAAGAGGACUUGACUGAUACGCUAUACUCAGAGAUAGACUAUAUAAUCUAGACACAGCUUGAUUUGAUUCACGUUGCCUUGGAAUCAACUCGACUGGGGUCUCCAAUGACUAGAGCUUUGCCGCCAAGAGUCGUAGCACUUUCUGUUUGCCAGCAUGAUCCAAAGUGAUAAAGCUAUACAGCAUUGAAUGGAUGAAAGAAUAUUCAUUUUAUUUUCUGUAAUUGAGUGCUGAGGUUUCUGAAAAUGUAGAAAUAAAAGUCACUAACAAAAAUCAGGAAACACUAUAUUUGCAAAGCUGGUUUCUUGACUAUUUGCUGCAUCUCUAUAUUUUAUUAUAGCUCGAAUCCUUAUCUAGUGCUAAUCCCAGCCACAAACGUAACCAUAGAGCACUGAAUAUAUGGAGACUACUCACCUCAGUUUGAAUUUGUAACGUCACCUGCAUCACGUUGUCAUCGACUCAUUCUGUGUUGAGCAGCAGCACUGCAUCAAAUCUAAUGAACCGAGACCAAAAUAGAACAAACUUACUUUGAAUCGCAAAGUUCGAGAGUCUAACUCCAGUAAAACCGUACGACAGAAGCAGCCAAUAAUAUGUUACGGUCGGGCUGCCAAGAAUCAGUCCCCCUAAACAUCACACCUUCAUCUACAGGACGCCAACACUACCAGAGGCGUCAGCAGAACGUGUAGUUGCUCAUAAAUCUGCGUAAGGAUUCUGUUAACAUUUAGCUGCUGCCAGUGACUACAGCAGUUGGUCAUAUUGCCAUCUAGGAUGCUACUUUCCCUCCCUUUACAUGUCUGAUAAGACUUCACUGUUUGAGAGUAAACCCAAUUCUGGCUGCUCGUUGGUAAUUAAGCUUUUUUUUUUUUUCUCUCGCACUUUCCUUUGUUAUUCUUGAGAAAAUGUGUUGUCAAACCUUACUGCUUGAUCCACCUAGAGCUGCCCCGCUGUCAAGAAACACCUUCAUGUUGCUUUUUGCUUCCCAGAGGUACUGUAUGUUUUUGCCAAGACCUGAGCCUCAACAUUAAUGACAUGUUAUCGUAUGCAUAACAAGGAACACUGUCCAACAUGCAGUGGUGUGAUUUAUUCUAUCUAUAUUGUUUGUAUGUGUAUAUAUCUGCUAUGUCAUGCAUUUUUUCUUUUAUAUAUGAACUUAAUACUGUAUCACUUUAUUUUCAGUAGUCCACUGUUGUCUUUCAUCCAGUACCUCCGUUCAGUGCGUAUUCAACAAGUGUGUCAACAAGAACAGAUUGUAUCGGAUACACAAACCAAAACAGUAACUUGUCAGUGAUUAAUAUGAUGAUUGACUGUUGGCUAUAAAUGGCUUUUAGAGUUUAGAGUCACAUUUAGGUACAUAAAACACUUUGUUAAAGGUUAGUGUUAGGAUAUAUUCACAACUUAACAACAAAGUUAUAGGACAGCAGUUAUGGGCUUUAGAGAGAGGUUUUGUUAAAAGUGUGCUCCGCCAACAGGGAAAAUGUUACUGGUGAGAUCCAAGUGUAAACUGUAGUGAUGCUGUACAAAAUGCAUUUCUUAGUUUUAGAAAGAAUCUUACUGGUUACCUGUUUACUAGGGAAACAUCUUUACAAUCUGAAGCAAUCCAUUUAAUAGCUCUACAGUCGGUGUUGAAAUCGGUUUUUGUUGAUGCAGUGUUACAGUGAUGUUGUUUGUAUUGGAUGAGAUUGCUGUGUAAUGAGAGAAGUUUCUAAUAUUCUAUCCCCCAAAGUACCAUUAAGAGCAUCUUGAUGUAGGCUUAAUAACAAAAGCUGUAUUGAAAUGCAUUAGAUUGUACAGUUGUACUUAAUAAAGUGGUAACUCGGGGUAAAAUCCUGUUUCACCUAUUUAAGUACUGAAAACUGGGCUCUAAAGGGAUGGGAGGAUUUUUUUUUUUUUUCCUUUUGAUUAAAAUUGCCCUCCUAUGAACAAUAAAUCGUGACAUUAUGCACAAGAGUCUCAUGUAGUUUCAAAUCACCUCUAAAUAUGUGAACAGCUCCCCUGACAGUGGUGCUAUAGCCGCGCACGCACGCACGCAAACACACA